AUAUUGUUUAGUUCUUAUCCGUGGCCCGUUCCGUGUUGUUCGCCGUGCGGGUGUGUCUCCGAGUCUCUGCUCGGCCUUUUCCAGUGCAAGCAUCGCUCUCAGUCCGACCGAUAAUAUCAACAGAAAUAAACAGGGAAUUUUUUUGUCACUUCCACUUGCAAUUUAUGGCUCUAAUUAACGAGAGCAACAGCAGCAAGAGGGAACAAAGGAAGAGCCAAGACAUUAGUGCGUGACACUCGGAUCUUGUGGAGUGCUGCGCAUCGUACAGGUCGCGUGUGACCGGGCCCCACCCCAUCCCCCUUAGAGUGCCUGAGAAUCCUGGCCCGUGCCGGGUUCUCCACCGAUUCCACCGACCAUCGGUGGGCGCCUCUUAAUUUCGCGUAAAAAUAAACAUCGCGCCAAGCAAACAAACUGUGCCGAGCAGCGUACAAAAAAAAAAUCAAAUAAGAAUUGAAAUUUAGGCCAAAGCGGAUUACCAGACAGCCGACAGUGGAAAAGCGGAAAAUAAAGCAAGCCCAAAGCCCAAGUACAAGCCGGUAGCAGGAGGUUCUCCUCCCAAGGCAAGGGAAAAGUGUGCGAAAAACGGGCAAAAAAUCACCCAAAAAAAUAAUAAAGAGAGAAACAACAAUAAGUGUGCGUGGAGAAAGUGAAAAGUGAAUUGCGGAAAAGCGUCAAAGACAGAUAAACAUUGUGUGAGUGCGUGAGAGGAGUGAGUGGGCGGGCAGGGCAGUAAAUCAUAUGGAAAUUUGAGCCCGUCAUGCGGACUCAUUAACGCUUUGCAGUGGGAGAGCCGAACCACAGAUUCAGCUUCAGCUUCAGCUACAGCACCACUCGAGUUGCGUGUGGGUCAUCAAUUAAUCCACUGGCAGCAGCAACAAAACCACAGCUACAGCUACAGCAACAAAAAUUAAAACGGCCAACGGACCAGCCUAAAGUCCCGCCUAAAAAGAAGCGCCCAUAAAAGCGCAAAUAAACAUGUAAAAGCACAUUAAGAAUCGGUGUGGGACAUUCGCUCGAUUUAAGCAACUUUAACUGCCACGAACGCAACUCCGACUGAUCUAAGUCGACGGACGACGGUCGACAGAGCCACAAACAGACAUGCACACGUGAAUGGCAGUCGAAAUGUUAUUUUUAUGGUCCAACUCAGAGCCAAAGAGUACAUUGGCGCUUCAUUAAAGGCAACGUCGGAAGCGGAAAUCGCAUUCAGAGCAGCCAUAACAACGCAGGACCUGUGUUUAUUGGCGCCACGUCAUCGCAGAAACUGACACAGAUACAAACACAACGAACACGUGUAGACCAAGAACAACAAUUGCAGUCAAUUUGGGUGCUGUUGCUGGUGCUGCGGCAAUAUACGCCACUCCUACACUCUUUUGCACUCGUUUUGUUUCUUUGACACUUUGGUCAAAUUGAAGUUUGUUAUAUAAAUGACGAGACGUUUUCGCGUUUGGCACAACGCACCGCAAGCUAAACAAAAUGACAGCCAUGCAGUUUUUAUUAGCAACAGCGACAACUGCUGGGACAGCCAGAAUACCAGAAACCAGAGCAACACCAUCAUCAAUGGAAACUACUUCAACAUAUUGCCAGCCGAAAGAACAACCACACAAUUCGCAUCGAAAAACACGAACGAGAUGCACGUCCAUGUCGAGGUCGUCCAUGCUGUGGAUGCGGACGAGGAUGUUGUGGAUGCGAAUGCGAAUGCGAAUGCGAAAUCAAAUGUCGUUGGCGGACAAUGGCAGAACGAUUUGGGUUGUCGGCUGGAUGUUGACACUGUUGAUUUGCCUGCAGCUGAACACGGCGCUGGCGGACGAGGAGUCGCAGGAUUUUCAAAAGAACAUACCCGCCCGAUUGGUCUGGGCCGCUCUGGGCAAGACUGUGGAGCUGCCCUGCGACCUGACACCACCCACGCCCCAGGACUCGGUGAAGCUGCUGCUUUGGUUCAAGGACACCACCGGCAUACCAUUGUACAGCCUGGACUCGCGUGGCGGAAAUGUGAAAUUGGCUCCGCAUGCGGCCAUAGCUAGCGAUCUGGGGCAGCGUCUCUUCUUCAGCAUCGGCGAUAAUCCCAAGGAUUCCCGCCUGCAGAUAAACGACGUUAAGCCCGAGGAUGGUGGCGUCUACCGCUGCCGCAUUGAUUUCUUCAACUCGCCAACGCGCAACUUCAGGCACAACCUGACCCUAGUGGUGCCGCCCGAGGAGCCGCGCAUCUUCGAUGCUCAGGGCAAGGAGAUAACACAGCUGGCGGGGCCUUUCCGCGAGGGCUACGAGCUCUUUCUUUGCUGCCAAGUGAGGGGAGGUCGUCCUCCGCCCAAGGUUACCUGGUGGCGCGACGACACCGAGCUAAUCGGCACCAGCCACACCUCCGUGGAGGAGGGUGCCACCGUGAUGGUUAAUCAGCUGCUGAUUGGCACCACCACCCGCGACUUUUACGGCGCACGCAUCGAGUGUCGUGCCCAAGGCACACGACUGGUGGAUCCCGUCCGCAAGGAUGUCACCGCGCAGGUUCACUUAAAACCCGUUCGCGUGAAGAUUGUCACACCCAAUGAUCUGCUCACUGCCGGCCAUCCUAUGCCCAUUCGCUGCGAAUCCUGGGGCUCGUAUCCGGCGGCCAAGAUUGCCUGGCUGCUGGACGGCGAGCCCAUACGAAAUGCCGAGGUUACGGUGCACAGCGACAAGGAGGAUGGCAACAUCACGACUAGCAUUCUGACACUGAAGGUAACGUCGGAGAAUGACAACGCCGAGCUGACGUGUCGCGCCACGAAUCCUUGGUUCUCCGGUGGCGCCAUCGAGGAUAAGCGUAUCAUACGUGUGGCAUAUCCACCCACUGUGUCGGUGCACUUGGCCAACGAGGAUCCCAGUCGAGUGGUGACGCGCGCCGAGGGCCAGAAUGUCACGUUCAAAUGCCGUGCGGAUGCCAGGCCUCCGGUUACCAGCUACUCGUGGUUCAAGAAUGGCAUGCGUAUGUCGGGCGAGAGCACGGACAUAAUGCACUUGACGCAGCUGGAGCGGGAGAGUGCGGGUGCAUAUGCGUGUGGGGCCACCAACACGGAGGGCGAGACGCGCAGCUCCAGCCUGACGCUGAGAUUGCAGUUCUCUCCACGCUGUAAGCCUGGCACUGAGCAAACAUCCAUUGGAGCCAUCAACAUGCACUCGAUACAGGUCAAAUGCGAGGUGGAUGCCGAUCCACCGGACUCGGUUCGAUUCAGCUGGACAUACAACAACACCCGCAACGUGUCCCCGGUGCUCAACUCGAGGAUACAAUCGAAUGGACUGGCCAGCACGGUGACGUAUCUGCCGCAAACCGACUCCGAGUUAAUAACGCUUGCCUGCUGGGCCAGCAAUGCGGUGGGACGCCAGACUACGCCCUGUCUGGUGCACAUUCUCCCUGCAAAUACUCCGGAGGCACCAAAGGCCUGCGAAUUGCGCAACGACACCAUUCUGGAGGUGGUCUGUGUGGCUGGCAGCGACGGCGGACUCUCGCAAUACUUCAUGCUCGAAGUUGUGGGCGGAGAUCUGCUGUACUCGAGCGACUCGGGUGCGACGGGCCCCAGCCAGGGACGUGGACAGUUUGGCGAGGCCAUUGGCCUGGGCGACAAUGAGAUAUCCACGCUGAACGAUCAGGCGACAUCUGCACCCAUCUUUCGCAUGCAGGAGAACAGUCCACAGUUUCGUUUGAAUAAUUUAGAGCCGGGACGUGAAUAUCAAUUUUUAGUUUACGCCGUCAACGCCAAAGGACGAAGCGAACCGCCGGUGGUGAUUGAGCGCGUACGCGUGGCCGCACAGCUGGGACCAUAUGAUGAAUCGAGCGACCCCAGGGAGGACCCGACGCCCGCAGAAACAACGCAUCAUGGCGGUACCGGGCCGGGGGGCAGCAGCAGCGCUGGAGGUGUGGGCACCGGAGCCAGCAUAGGCAACGGGCCGGAGAAGCAAUCCACGCUCCUGAUACUCGCCGCCACCGUUGUGAUAGGCGCCGUCAUUGUGACGUCAAUUAUCGUGGCCGGCAUCGUCGUCGUCUGCCGGCACAGGCCGCGGCCACCUGAGCCGCAGGAGGUGCGCAAGAGCAUGCGGCCGGCGCGGAACGAUGUGCCCAGCAUGUACAUCGAGGAGGACGAGCUGAAUGAGCUGGAGGAGGGCGGCGGUCGAGCGGCUGAGAUACGAGCGCGCGUUACACCCGUUAACUCGCAUCUGUGCGGAGGGGGUGGCGGCGGUGGAGGCAUACCAGGCGUCGGCUCGAGUGGCGGUGCCAUUGUGGGCGUGGCCGGACCACAUCACUACAUCUCGGAGAGCUUCAUUCAGUACGCGCAGCCCAGUCUAAACGGCGAUGUGCUCCUACCUUUGCUUGUAACGUCCAGCCAGCCGGGCAACAGCGGCUACCGCCUGGCCUCGCCCGUCUCCGCCACCAUCUCGAACGUGGUUGUGGCCGUGCCACAGCUUCAGCCAGUUGCCACAGCAGCUAAUGCUGCUGCUGGUGGGAGUGACUCUGCCUGGCCGCCCAAAUGUAUGCAAAGUAAAUUUUAUGUAACUAAAUCUGUGCAGCAGGCUGAAAGGCAACAGCCGCCCCCACUCAAACAGAAACUUGCCCAGAAAGUGAAACAGAAACAGAAACAGAACCAGACCCAGACCCAGGAACAGGAACAAAAACAGAACCAGAACCAGAACCAGAAACAAGUGCAGUUGCAGCUGCAACUUCAGGCCAGAACACAGAUGGGCUGCCAUGUCUAAGCCAUGCUGCUGUCCGCUGUCUGGUGUCUGCUGUCCGCUUGGAGCAUUGGCUGUCGACAAGAGAGCUGCGGAGUUGAAUCCCAAAAAUAUAUUUAAUGAACCAUUCCAGCAAAACCAAUGGCAUGGCAUAUUUGCUUCAUUUCACAUUUUAAUUUGUCGUCCAUUUAGGAUCCCAAUUUAUAUUUCUUGUUGCAAAUGCUGCUGCUGCUGCUGCUGCUACGAGUAGCUGCUGAUGCAACAUUCAUGCAUUCACAUGUCGCCCAUCCAAUUUCCUUUAUUACCUUUGUGCACCCGAAACUAUUUUUGCUAGAUUUCUUCACAUGGUUUAUCUGCAAUGCAAAUGAAACAAAAAUUGCAAGAGAAUUUCCUUUUAUUUGCUGAAUUUGCCAUGAUUACGGAUGGAGCGAGCGCCCUUUUGAAAGCCCUGCAAACCAGAAAAUUAGUCAGAUCAAGGGAUCACGGAUAUUACAUAAAAGCUAAUUGAAGUUUAUGAGUUUUUUGACAGCCAUUUUGUUUGGCCACAAAAUUAGAGGCCAGGGAACAGGCGCACACACACACAGACAGCAACGACAAUACGAACACCAGAGAAUGCAGCAGCAGCAGCAGCAGCAGUCAAAUAUUUUGUUUAAAAAGGGAUAAAUGCUGCAGAUCCCAGCUCUAAAACUGGGGGCAAGACAGUGAUGACAGUGAUGGGCCAUGGGGGCAGAGGGACUGGGAGUGCGGACUGUUUGCGCAGUCUUUGUUUUUCGUUGACAUUUGUGUUUAUUUCUCUCUAUGCUGUCUGCCCCAAUCCUCUCACUGCUCACACCCCCAUGCUUCCCCAUCCUGCUGCAGUGGCAAGCCUUUUAGACGUUUUGCAUAAAUUUUUGAAGCGCAGGACACGCCAGUGCAAACAAACAUAUGUACACGAUUCUCUCUGUCUCUCCCUCACUCUCUUUGUGUGUGUGAUUGUGCCUCAGACAGCAACAAAUUUAGCAAAAUAUUCUGACAUUCCUCGGCCCCUGUGCCCGCUCUGCCGUUCUGUUUGCUGUGCGAGCUCAUGCAGACUUUGUUUUAACUUUGAAUUGCAUAAAUUUUAAUUAUUUCGAAAGCACUAAAUUAAAACACAAAAAUAAGCACACCCAUACGCACUGGCACACUCUGACUCUCGCAAAUAGGGAGUCCGGGAGAGGCAUGCCGACAUGAUGGCAAAUGCAAAUAUUAUUUAAUGGGCAUAUGUGUCGUAUACGUGAUAUUAUUGCUAACACAACAUGGGGCCCGCACCUCGCUUUCGCCCCGGCCUCAGCACUGGCCUGCGUGGGGCUCAAAUGUCACAAAUUAGCUAAAUUUGAUUUUGUCAGCGAUUUAAUUUUAUAUUUUCAUUACUUUUUCCCCGCCUUCGUUUUGUUUUCUUGUUUCUUCCGCUGCCGCUGCCGCUUCCGCCCGCCUGUCAGCCGCCUUAAUUUAUGUGUGUGCUUUGGUGGGUGGGGGGUGCUCUGACACGACCCGACACACACACACACACACACACACAUACAUUUGGCUGUCAGGCGGGUGUAGCAGGGUGUGUGCAUAUGUGUAGUGUCCUCGUGUCCUCCCGUCAGCACAUAAACCAAGUCAACUGGCUUACAAGACACUAACAAGUGCCCCAAGUCAGAGCUGAAGUGCGCCCAAGGAGCGCUCUGUCCAGACACGCUGUACGAGUGGCUGUUACACCAAAGACGCAAAACUAAAGGGAACACAGUUUAGGGGCAGGCACUCCUCGAUGGGGGAUUACACUUACAGAGCGCCCCACAAAAGCAGCCCCAAAAAUGUCGCCUGUCAACGUCGCCUGUCUCUUGAAGCUCAAAUAAGAACUUGAAGUUGCAAUUCUGCAUUCCCCCACACGGACAGCUCUUCAAGUGUUAUGCUAUAUUUAAAUGUGUUUUUUAUAUUUCAAAUGCAGCUUUACUUUGCUGCAAAGUGAAAUUGAAAUAAAGAACGCACACAUGCCGCACUUUCAGCCCUGUAACUCGGGGGCAGACAAGUGAGCUACUGCGAACGACUGCGCCAUAUACUGCCAUCUUGGCAGUGGCUGUCAUUAGCCAACAUUUUUAAUUGCAUAUGCUAGUCCCUCGUGCCCUCGCAUCUCUCUGCCGCUUGUUCGCGUUUCAGGUGACUGCUGGGAGCUCGAGCCCGAGCCGUAGCCCGGCCCCUUGGCGCAGUCAAAUUCGUUUGACUCUGUAUGCCCCACAGUCAUUGCUGCCACCCUCUGUUCUGUGCAUGUGUGGGGGUGAGGGAGACAUUUUUUGUUUCGUCGUUUGCUGCUUUUUUCUGCGUUUUUGUGUGUGUGUGUGUGCACAUUUGUUUCAUUUCAUGCUGCUCCAUUCAGUUUGCUCGGCAUCUCUCUCUUUUUUUGUGUUGGUGUUGUUUGUCUUGCCGUUUGUGUGUGCGAGUCAAGAGUCGCGACGUCGACAUGCAGCGUCUGAGCAACAUUUGUGUGGCCUUCGUCCUUGUGCCAUCUUCAUCGUGUGUGUGUGCUCGCGUAUUUGUGUAGUAAGUUAUGUGAGUGGGUUGUAGGUUGUAGGUUUCUUGUGCACUUCAGCGCCACUCGUCUAAUUAGACAAAGUUAAGACCCAGCCACACACACACACACACACACACAGGCAGGCACACAGCAGCCACUCGAAAUGAGCACACGGUGCCAUUUUGUGUGGCCCAACGAGUGCCUAGCAUUAUCUUAAAGACUCCUUAAAGCAUUCAUACCAUCCCUACACACGCUUUAUACUCGCACUUUGAUGUCGUCGUCGUCGUCGUCGUCGUCGUCGUCGUCGUAGUCCCGCAAAAAAUGCCACAGAAUUUGCUUGGGCAACAUUGUUUAUGUGGCCUACGCACCAUUCCCACCCACAUUCUAUGCCACUCCUGCUGGAGCCGCAAUGUCAAGCGGCGUUCAUUCAUUUGUCGCCGCACUUCCGCUUCCGCUCUUCGCACCAUCUUCGCAGAGAGUUUCUACAAAUACCCUGCCAGAAGGUAGCAUGCUGUGGUCUAGCAACGCCUAACCCUCUGGGGUAUUGCUUUGCCAGAAGAUGUCUAUGUAUGGGUUGACCACAUAUGUAGCUGCCAUAGAAACGCUCCAUCCGCAAGGGUAUUAAAUGCUACUGUUCUUUGGCCUUUUUUGUGUGCUUCCCACUAUGUUGGAUGAGGCCGUGACAUCCAGGCUGGCAACAUUUUUGCGACUUUUGACAUUUUUUAAUGCUGUCAGGCAUGGCGUGAAAGUAAACGUGAAGGGCCCACAGCCCACAGGGGCCACAUACUCUUACGCAGCAUAGCAGAGAUGAGAGCUGCUGCUGCCUUAGUUUGUGCGUGUUUAUGACUCAAAGACGCCACACAAAUGUGACAUAAAAAGCGAUAAUAAUAAAAUAUCACACAGGGUGCGCUCUCUGUCGCUCUCUCGCCAAAUAAGAAACUGCAAAAUCGUAAAGGACAAGCGGCAAAUGAAGGCUGCUGCUGAAUGGCUCUCUAGAUUCACUUGUGCCGCGCAGUCGGACCACAAUAAAAUGUAUUCCGGCAUAAAUUCCAAUGAAAUGUGCCAAUAAAAAUUAAGAAAUUGUUGAAUUAUUUUCUGUUUACGAGCGUGGACAGGGAGGUACAGGGGGGGGUAGGGCUGCGUCCUAGUAAAGUGAAUAUUAAUAUUGAAAUGUUAUUGUGUUGUUCCGGUUUCUGGUGCUCGUAUUUGUUUGUGUGUGUCGUUCGUUCAAUGUUUUUCCUGUGUUUUUAUUAGUUGUUAUUCUCGUUUUGUGUUUUUUUUCUUAUCAGCGCACAAAUGGUCGUCUGGUCACGCUUUUGAUAUGUAAUCGUAUUGUGCUAAUGGCUCUCUUUUUCUUUUGCUGCUCAAAUAAUAAUUUGCAACUGUUGUGAUGUCAUUUUUGCAAGAAAUAUCAACAAAAUCCAAAAUCCAAAAACGAAAAACGAAAACGAAACAAGCCAAAAACUAAUCGGUAUAAAUAUUUUGCUUUUGUUUCUCUAACACACACACACACACACACACGCACACCACACACACCCACACACUCAUAAACACUCACUCUACCAUUUUUCAAUCGCAUAAAUUUACACACACAAAAACACACACAUACACACACAUUCUUACAUAUGCUUCCGGCAUUUGCUGUUGAUUUUGUUUUAUAUACCAACCUACAAAAGUGUAUAUUGCAGACCCGGAUCUGAUAUUGCCGCGCGGCGAAUUGGAAUUUACGACCCUGGAUCCCACGCUGAAGUAAUUGUAAAAAGUAAUAAUAAAUAUCCGCCAUAGUGAACAACAACAAACAGCCACAAUAGACACAUUACACACACACACGCACACACACCAACACACCAACACACACACACACAAAGAUACAGCCGAUCCGCGGUGAGAGCUCAUAAUUCACGGGCAUUUCAUUAAACAUAGCUGUAAAUUUUUAGCAUAAAUUUAAAUGCAUUAACGCAGGAAGAAAACAAAAAGAAGAGAGAAGUUAAAACGUACCACGUACUGGUGGCACACACACAUAGUUAUAGGUUUAAGCCAUUUUGUAAUUGUCAGCCAUAUUUAAGUGUCAUACGAAACCCAAAAUCAAAAGAUAAAACCCUGAAAUCGAAUUACUGCUGCUCUAUAAAUAGGCUAAAAACCAUUUGCAAACUAAAAUCAAAAGAUACCUUAACAAACUUGUAAAUAAAACAUCCAACAACUGGAGGGGAUUCAAAUGGAAAUGGAAACUGUUGCACCAUCAUCAAAUUGUACAUACAGAUAUAUAGAGAGAGAACGGGCAAACAUUAAUCAAACUGCAUUUAUAUGUUGAAUAUUAAUUGUAAUUAAUGAACAACUAGUCGAUAAGCAAUUAGCCAAAUAAGCCUUGUGUAUUUAAAGUGUAAUUAAGACUCCUAGAGCUGGAAUUAUUGGUAAUAAUCAAAUGUAAAUGCCAGAUAGACAGUGAGCGUGUGUUUGUCGGCCGUUCAAUAACGAUAUAGAAAUCCAUUAGUCGUUAACGCCACAUCUUGUUACUGGCCAGCAAAAAUUAAAAUGUUACCAAUAUAAAAAUAUAUAUUUCGGGCCCUCAGGGUCCAAGCCAUUCCGCACAGCUCUGGCUCAUCUGUGGGAGUGCCGUAGGGGCCAGUUCCUGUUGCUAUUUAUACCAACAAUUCAUGAAUAUUCUAUUACCACAACAAGCCGAAUCGAAACGAAGAUGAAUAAUCAAGAGAGCAACCAGCAGAGCACACACAAGCGGAGAGAACAAACCCUAAGUGGGCGAUGUUCAAGUGCUGUUCGAGUAAUGAAUAAAAUGUUGAGUAAACAGUCGCAAAAAACAUGCCAGUUACGAGAGCAUCGAACCACUAAGAGGGAACUACAACUACAGCUAUAAAACUGAACUCAUUGUAAAUGUUAUAAAUAACUAAGGUAACCGAGCGAAGAGGAGAAAGGAAGAGAAGGGCAAAGCAGAGCGUAGAUAAUACUCGUUAUAAAACUAAUAAUAAUAAUUGUAAUAAUAAUACGGCAUACCAGUUUACACAAUACUCCAAUGUAAUUCGAAUUCUAAUUUCCAAUAUACAACAA
Drosophila guanche is the source of this 10267-nucleotide messenger RNA. RefSeq names its product neural cell adhesion molecule 1 (gene side). Bases 1474 to 4719 code for a protein of 1081 amino acids. Lineage: Eukaryota; Metazoa; Arthropoda; Insecta; Diptera; Drosophilidae. Gene Ontology annotation, molecular function: protein binding. The transcript is spliced from 17 exons. The record is from RefSeq and is a predicted model, not a curated record.